This is a messenger RNA of Megalops cyprinoides (Indo-Pacific tarpon), 1055 nucleotides long. RefSeq names its product zinc finger CCHC-type and RNA binding motif 1 (gene zcrb1). Gene Ontology annotation, cellular component: U12-type spliceosomal complex. Lineage: Eukaryota; Metazoa; Chordata; Actinopteri; Elopiformes; Megalopidae. The record is from RefSeq and is a predicted model, not a curated record. Gene Ontology annotation, molecular function: zinc ion binding; RNA binding. The transcript has 8 exons. Bases 102 to 758 code for a protein of 218 amino acids. Gene Ontology annotation, biological process: mRNA splicing, via spliceosome.
AAGAAAAACGGGUUAAUGAUAGAGUAAAAGGUGUUAUGGAAGUGUACGCGAUUUCGGAAUCAUCCUGUUAGUGGACAAGCAGCGCUGACAGGCGAGCCAAGAUGAGCGGUGGGUUGGCACCAAGUAAAAGUACAGUCUACGUAUCCAAUUUACCCUUCUCUUUGACCAAUAGUGAUCUACAUAAGUUAUUUUCCAAGUAUGGGAAAGUAGUGAAGGUGACAAUUGUGAAGGACAAGGAGACACGGAAAAGCAAAGGCGUGGCGUUUGUACUCUUCUUGGAUAAGGAAUCCGCACACAAUUGUGCUAGAUCACUGAACCACAAACAAUUGUUUGGAAGAACUGUGAAGGCCAGCAUCGCUAUUGACAACGGAAGGGCAGCUGAGUUUAUCAGGAGGCGUAACUACACGGACAAGACUAAGUGUUAUGAAUGUGGUGACUGUGGUCACUUGAGUUAUGCAUGCCCUAAAAAUAUGCUGGGAGACAGAGAACCCCCAAAGAAGAAGGAAAAGAAAAAGAAGAAAAAAGUAGCAGAACCUGAAGUCAUGGAAGAGGAGGAAAGUGAAGAUGAAGGCGAAGACCCUGCUCUUGACAGUCUUAGUCAAGCAAUUGCUUUCCAGCAAGCACGAAUUGAGGAAGAGGAGCGCAGACGCAAGCAGGUGGCAGAGGAAGCAAGUCAAGCUUCAACAUCAGAAGACUCGAGGAAGCCACGGAUUAAAAAGAGUGCUUAUUUCAGUGAUGAGGAAGAGUUAAGUGACUGAGAUGUGUGGGGGAUAAGUUUUGCAAUACACCUAGAACUGGUUUUAAAGUCUGGUAACAUGCAUGUAUGUUUCCUCUGAUAAAAGGCAUCUAGACAUAUUCAAUUAAUUUAUAGAAGGACCCUAAAAAAGGGUCCAUUUAAAUUUAAAUCCAGAGGGUCAUCGAGUCACUUCAGCUUAUGGAUGAAUGUGUUACUUCACUAAAGUGAAUAUUUUCGAAGAAGUCCAUUUUAACAUGCAGUCUAUAUAAAGUCUCAUAUUCAUUGUUAUGGUGGGCACACUGGUGUGUCUGACCCCCCU